This is a messenger RNA of Miniopterus natalensis, 2200 nucleotides long. The record is from RefSeq and is a predicted model, not a curated record. NCBI's taxonomy places the organism in Eukaryota, Metazoa, Chordata, Mammalia, Chiroptera, Miniopteridae.
AUGAUAGGUUUUGAGAUAGUGCGAGUUCCUAAAGAGUCCUCUCGCUUUCAUAGGACUGCUUUGCAUUUGGCCUGUGCCAAUGGCCAUCCAGAAGUGGUGACUCUCCUAGCAGACAGCAAAUGCCAGUUGAACCUCUGUGACACUGAAAACAGGACAGCUCUAGUGAAGGCUGUGCAAUGCCAGCAAGAGGAGUGUGCGGCUAUUCUGCUAGAGCAUGGUGCCGAUCCAAAUGUAAUGGACAUCGAUGGCAACACUGCUCUCCACUACGCUGUCCUUGGUGAAAAUAUUGGUAUAAUAGCAAAGCUGCUUUCAUACAAGGCAACUGUUGAGGCAAAAAACAAGGAUGACCUCACACCACUUUCACUUGCUAAAAGUAGAAACAAAGAGCAAAUGGUGGAAUUGUUAUUAAAUAGAAGUGCAAAAAUGAACUCACUCAUUUUUGUUGUAUGUUUUUACUUUAAAGGCGUUCAUCAGGUGAUGAAGACUUCAAGGUCUUCAAAGGAAAUAUCUCAUGACGAGUAUAAGGUCAAAGAGAAAUUUAAUUCCAUGGAUGACCUUAGUGACUUAACUCAGUCAACUGAAACAGUUUCAGAACAUGGCCCGUCACCUUACUCCAAUUAUGAGAAUUUCAUGCUGCUAAUUAAACAACUUUGCAAGGAUUGUAAAGAUUCAGAUAGCUUAUGUAAAAUCCAGAAUGCAGUUCUUUCAUAUGAAAGAUCAAUAAAACUUGGGAAAAAUCAGUGUGAAGUACUUACAAAAAAAGUGAAAACAAUGGAAAAUAGAGUUAGUGGAUUACACAAGAAGCUAUCAGAAACAAGAGAAAUAAAAUCAGAGUUAGAACAUCAAAAAGUGGAAUUGGAACAAGAACUUUGCAAUUUAAGAUUUACUAUAAAAGAAGAAAAAGAGAAGAGACAAAGAACUGAUCUAUUAUAUGAAAAAAUUAGGGAGCAAUUAAUAAAAAAAGAAGAGCAAUAUAUUAAAGAGACUGAAAUGAAUAGAGAACUUGAAACCACUCUUAGAACAUUAGAGAUGGAAUUGCAAGUUGUAAGAAAUACUUUAAGUCAGGUUGUAGAAGAGAGAAAUGAAACUCAGAGGCUACUAUCUCAAGAACAGAAUGCCAGAAAAUUGCAAGAUGAAAAUCUGUCUCAUCUCCUUUGCACACAAAAAGAGACAGAAACAGCUUGUAAGGAAAUAAAUAAUGAUAAUCUUACAGCAAAACUGGAAACUGUAUCUUCAAAAUGUAUACGUCUGGAUGAAAAAAAUAAACUUCUUCAACAGGAGUUAUUAUCUAUGAAAGCAAUAGAAAAGAAAUGUGAAAAACUAGACAAUAAAAACAAGAAGUUGAAACAAGAAGUAGUAAAGCUCAAAAGACAUAUGGAAAUGAACAUGAUAGAGUACAGCGAAGUAGGACAGUAUAAACAGAAGAUUGAAGAGCAAGCGAGACAGGACGUAGCUGACAAAUUGAAACAAGUCAAUUCAUUUUUACAGACACAAAGAGCAUCUAAAGAAGUCUCAGAGCGUUUAAUAGAGUAUCAUAAUGCUUCCAUAAGAAGUCAUUUGGAACUCAGAAAUAAAGAUCUGGAAUCAGAACUCUCAAAAAUGCAAACUUCUCUAGAUUAUAACAGAAGAGAACUGGAAAGAUAUGAGAGCCUCUAUCUAGAAGAAUUGGAAGGCAGAAAGUCAUUGGAAAGUAAACUCAAUGAGACUAACGAGAGGCUAGCAGAAGUCAGAACUGAACUUCUCCUGCAGAAACAGAAGGACAGAUCUGUGAUCAACACUCUUAAUAUGAGACCAGCCCUGGAGAUACCUUCUGUUAGAGAUCUUAAUAGUUUUGUGCCCAAUAGAAAUUCUACUCCAAGAGAAAACUUGAAGAUUCCUAUCUUGAGUCCACACACUUCAACUUAUGUGAUCAAGAUGCGGCAGGAGUUUGAAGAAACACUAACUAGAGAACUAAAAGAAGAUGCUGCUAAAUUUGAAUCUGAAUUCUAUAGAGCUUGUCCUGUAGAAUUAAUUGAUCAGUCAAAUUCCCGUCAAGAUCUACUUUUGAAAACAUCACAAGAAUAUACAGAGAUUCUGAAGAGAAAUUACAUGAUCUGAAAUAUAAAUAGUAAAAAUUUAUUUACUGAACUGUUUACAUAACAUUUGCUUCCCAUUAAAUGCAUGGCAUGAAAUCUUUAUUAAAGAAUUUUUUUGGAUCAUA